Messenger RNA from Coregonus clupeaformis (lake whitefish), 1247 nucleotides. It is a transcript of the gene uck1, whose product is annotated as uridine-cytidine kinase 1. The transcript is spliced from 7 exons. The record is from RefSeq and is a predicted model, not a curated record. NCBI's taxonomy places the organism in Eukaryota, Metazoa, Chordata, Actinopteri, Salmoniformes, Salmonidae. Gene Ontology annotation, cellular component: cytoplasm; cytosol. The coding region runs from base 396 to 1118 and encodes 240 amino acids. Gene Ontology annotation, molecular function: kinase activity; ATP binding.
UCCUUCACAUCAGCUCUGCGUCGCGAAGCAUGAAUUGACCAUGAAGCGCCUUUAACUUUAGGUCACAUCAACAAACAGUAACGUUAGUCGGAAACGUUAGCUUUCGUUUCCCCAUGCACUGAGAGCAGACACGCCCCUGUACCAAAACGUGAUAACAAUUCUUUGGCCUAAUAAUUUACGAACGUCUGUUUUCAUAAAUUUAAGGCACUUAAAGUUAGCUAGCUAAUGGUAUACAGCUAGCUAGCUAUCUAGUUAGAAUUAUUGCGCACUCUUAGCUUGGUUGUCAUGCAGGAAUAGGAGAACUCGUGAUGUGAUGUGACAUCGCUAAUGAAAAUGGGGACGUUUCUUGCCACCAAGCCAUCAAUUAAACUAAAUCAACAGUAUGUGCCAAAAUCAUGGAGUUGCUGGGCCAGAACAAGGUGGACCAUCGUCAGAGGAAAGUUGCUAUCGUCAGCCAAGACAGUUUCUACAGAGUCUUGACACCUGACCAGAAGGCCAAGGCACUCAAGGGCCAUUACAACUUUGACCACCCAGAUGCUUUCGACAACGAGUUGAUGUACCAAACCCUGAAGGAUAUUGUGGAGGGGAGUGUGGUGGAGGUGCCGACAUAUGACUUUGUCAUGCAUUCCAGGCUGCAGGACAGGAUCACGGUGUACCCCGCUGAUGUGGUUCUGUUUGAGGGCAUUCUGGUAUUCUACUCUCAGGAAGUGAGGGACAUGUUUCACAUGAAGCUCUUUGUGGACACUGACUCUGAUGUCAGGCUGUCCCGCAGAGUUCUGCGGGACAUGAAGAGAGGCAGAGACCUGGAGCAGAUCCUUAACCAGUACACCACGUUUGUCAAGCCAGCCUUCGAGGAGUUCUGUUUGCCUACCAAGAAAUAUGCAGAUGUAAUUAUUCCUCGAGGAGUUGACAACAUGGUGGCCAUCAACCUCAUCGUGCAGCACAUCCAGGACAUCCUGAAUGGGGACCUCUGUAAGUGGCACCGUGGAGGAGUGGUGAAUGGGCACAGCCAGGGCUUCAAGCGGGCCAUCUCGGAGCAGGGGGACCUGGAUAACGCCACCUCCAACCUCCCCCUAGGGAAGAGGGUCCUACUGGAGCCCAGCAGUCGCCCCCACUGAGGCAGCCAUCUGUGUGUGUUUCUCUACUCUCAGACUGACAGUCUACUUUUAUAUACACCUUCCUAAUAUUGAGUUGCACCCCCUUUUGCCCACAGAACAGCCUCAAUUAGUUAGGACAUGGACUCUACA